Molecule: messenger RNA, 1721 nt
Organism: Solea solea (common sole)
Lineage: Eukaryota; Metazoa; Chordata; Actinopteri; Pleuronectiformes; Soleidae
Gene: nots
Product: nothepsin
Exons: 8
Coding region: 203-1648 (481 amino acids)
Biological process (GO): proteolysis
Molecular function (GO): aspartic-type endopeptidase activity
Source: RefSeq, a predicted model, not a curated record
UGUUUCUGCGUCAUCAGGUCACAGUGACUUAAACUACAGUGUGUCAACAACUCAUAAGGUUAUUGACCCCGACAAAAAACAUCCAGAACUUUUAUUUAAUUUAUUUAAUUUUAUUUAACUCUGUUCACGAUCGCCCGUCUCUGUCAUCGAGGAACAAAAAUAUUUAUUUAAACCAACACUGCGGUUUCCAUGAGGCCAUAAUAUGACAUUUAAAUCAAUAAUGAUAAAUGAUUGCUGUAGCCUCUUCUGUCACCAACACACACACACACACUGUCUUGUAGUCGUCAAAUGUCCUCAGUCUCUGUUCAAACUCGGAGACGCAGACAUGUUGAAGAAGCUGCUGCUGGUUCUGCUGUGUUGGACAUGGACGAGCUCAGCUGUCGUCAGGAUUCCCCUGAAGCGCGUGCGUUCCAUUCGCUCGCAGCUGCGAGUCGACGGCCGGCUGGAGGAGUUCCUGAAGGACCACCACCCCGACAUGUUCAACCGCCGCUACGCUCAGUGCUUCCCGCCCGGCACGCCGUCGCUGCGACUGGGACGCUCCAGUGAGAGGAUCUACAACUUCAUGGACGCUCAGUUCUACGGUGAAAUCAAGUUGGGGACUCCGGAGCAGAACUUCUCCGCGGUGUUUGACACCGGCUCGGCCGACCUGUGGGUGCCAUCGAGCUACUGUGUCAGCGAGGCCUGCGUGUCACACCGGCGCUUCAGGGCGUUUGACUCGACGACGUUUCGUCAUGACGGUCGGAUGUUUGGGAUUCAUUAUGGAUCUGGUCACCUGCUGGGCGUCAUGGCCAGAGACACUCUGAAGGUUGGUGAAGUCAGCGUCCUGAACCAGGAGUUCGGGGAGUCGGUCUACGAACCCGGUGCUACCUUUGCAAUGGCAAAGUUUGACGGUGUUCUGGGAAUGGGUUACCCGUCCCUUGCGGAAAUACUUGGGAACCCCGUUUUUGACAGCAUGUUGGCGCAGAAGGCGGUGGAACAGCCCAUCUUCUCCUUCUACCUUAGCAGGAAAUCCAGUAGCAACAGCCCAGAGGGUGAGCUGAUGCUGGGGGGAACAGACGAGUCCUUGUACACUGGGCCAAUAAACUGGAUUCCAGUGACUGCAAAGGGAUACUGGCAAAUCAAAGUGGACAGUGUGGCGGUACAAGGUAUGAGUUCCUUUUGUCCUCACGGUUGCCAAGCGAUUGUCGAUACCGGAACCUCCCUCAUUGCUGGACCGACCUCUGACAUCCUCAACCUCCAGCAGCUCAUUGGAGCCACACCCACAAACAUUGGAGAAUUUCUGAUCGACUGUGUCAGGUUGUCCAGUUUGCCUCAUGUCACGUUUGUCCUGGGAGGACAAGAGUACACGCUGACGGCUGAACAAUACGUCCGUAAGGUAACGACGGCAGUUUUACUUGUAGUCUGUUUUUGCUUUGGUUUCUUUUGGAAACGUCCUUUUUUGUGUGAACACAAAAUACAUGAACUUUUUAAACGGAGAGUCUCAGAUUUGCAAGGUCGGUGCUUUUGGUUGUUCCAGACAAUUGAUCGGGCAAUUUCAAGUCCUGGAGCUUUGGAAAAAUCCUCCAAUUCUGUUGGCUUUGCUGACUUUGCUGUUCCUGCCUUUAGGUGGAAGGUCCCGUGUAUAAUAAUCAGUGACAUCUAUUGGUGAGACUACAGAUUGCAACAAUAGUCUAGACUUCUCUGCUCACCCGAUCUGUACCAGAACAACCAAUUUGUUCCAA